CUGCCUGUUCGAAAUGGCUACUUCUAACCAUACAUCAACGGGUGGGCUUUGGAGAGCUAGGAACACGAACGACUUGAAUAGUUUGGGAAGAACUUAACUCGAAAUAUCCGUUGUGUCUUGUGUUACUCGAUGAUGUUUCCCACGAAACCUUGGGCCGGGCCCGGAAACGUUAAUCGAUCAGUGAUCGGGGACGCUUCCUCACAGGCCAUAGCUAUCAUGAUUUGUUUACCAGGUGACUUUGGUUACGGGAGUCCUGGUGUAGCUGGCUGUGAUUGCCAGCUAUGUUACACCCUAUCAAAAGAAAGAGCUAUACUUGGGCGGGCGGGGCGGAGCGGUCUAACAUCAGUGGCCUUAUUCCCAAUAUUGGAACUUGUAGCGACAUCAUUCGGACAUCACUUUGCGGCACGUCGGGAUAUAAUGCUGCAUUUGGGUACCUUGCCGCGCUAUAGCAUCAGAACCAAGCUCAAAAUUGAUUGUGGGGUGCGUGUGGCCUGCCUUCGCUUCUGGGCUCCAAGCAGUGAUUCUGAGCCUCAUUCGGAAUUCCCCAUAUUUACCUGCAAUCUGGUGGCCAGGCAGCAGGCCUUUGCCCCUCUUUUACACAAAUCUUCUCUCUCUAACCUAAUUGGGACCCUCUGAGCGCUUUCACGCGUCAUUACCGUUGACAAUUAGCGUAUCUGAGCCGCCAGCCUCGUCGGAGGCCCUGGCCCGUGCCUGAGGGAGCAUAAAAGUACCCGCCCCACCUUUCCACAAUCGCUUCAACUAUCACAAUAACAACCUCCUUCUGAGUACAAUAGCAGUACAAUAGCUAUCACCAACAAUACAAUCAGC
Aaosphaeria arxii CBS 175.79 is the source of this 828-nucleotide messenger RNA. RefSeq lists its product as uncharacterized. The coding region runs from base 130 to 636 and encodes 168 amino acids. Lineage: Eukaryota; Fungi; Ascomycota; Dothideomycetes; Pleosporales. The transcript has a single exon. The record is from RefSeq and is a predicted model, not a curated record.